This is a messenger RNA of Plasmodium coatneyi, 342 nucleotides long. RefSeq lists its product as uncharacterized. The record is from RefSeq and is a predicted model, not a curated record. NCBI's taxonomy places the organism in Eukaryota, Apicomplexa, Aconoidasida, Haemosporida, Plasmodiidae. The transcript is spliced from 2 exons. Bases 121 to 342 code for a protein of 73 amino acids.
UGCAGUCAAGCCAAAAGGUCGCACCUUAGCAAACUCUCAGUGUGUGAAAGUUUCAGUUUUCUAGUAUAAUUUAAAACUUUUUAAUUAAACUUAUUUUUAUUCCCUUUUCAACCCUUCAAAAUGAGUGACCCUAUAUCAAACUACGAUCCAAAAGUUGCUGCUACUUUGUACGAUACCUUCGGUGACUAUAUGGUGAAACCAACUGUUGUAGGAGAAUGCUCAUGCAGUUAUGCCCUCAACGUUUUUCUAGGAUUGAUGUUAUUCAAUGUGAUGUUAUACUUGUCCUACAUCGUUGGUAAAAAGGAAAUCUUCCAAAAACUUAAAUACCACGGAUAUUAUUAA